Messenger RNA from Kalmanozyma brasiliensis GHG001, 2154 nucleotides. RefSeq names its product Poly A polymerase, head domain protein. The transcript has a single exon. The record is from RefSeq and is a predicted model, not a curated record. Gene Ontology annotation, biological process: tRNA 3'-terminal CCA addition. Gene Ontology annotation, molecular function: RNA binding; ATP:3'-cytidine-cytidine-tRNA adenylyltransferase activity. The coding region runs from base 1 to 2154 and encodes 717 amino acids. NCBI's taxonomy places the organism in Eukaryota, Fungi, Basidiomycota, Ustilaginomycetes, Ustilaginales.
AUGACGCAAGGCGCACACAUUCAGUUGACAGAGCAAGAAGAAGCCAUCUGCCAGCUCCUCGAUCAGACGUGCGCCUACAUUCAUCGCGAGCGACCAGAGCUUCCCGAGGUCGACUCGGCACAGCGCAGCGGCGAUGGUAGCCAGCCAUGCGAAGCGCGUAUCGCUGGCGGCUGGGUCCGCGACAAGCUCCUCGCGCGUGAAUCCGACGACCUCGACAUCGCCCUCUCCACGUUGACCGGCAACGCAUUCGCGCUCUACCUCAAGCAUUACCUCUCCUCCGAGUCCUUCGCGUCAUCACCGCUCGCACGGUCGCGCUACUUCAGCGAUCGGUUCUCGGACAUGGGCCGCAUUGGCAAGAUUGCUGCCAACCCGGAGCAGAGCAAGAGCCUCGAAACGGCGACAGCGAGAGUGCUCGGGCUGUCGCUCGACUUUGUCAACUUGCGAAAAGAGACCUACGACCCAGGGUCAAGGAUCCCGACGAUGACAUUCGGGACGCCAAAGGAGGAUGCAGAGCGACGUGACAUCACUAUCAACUCGCUGCUCUACAACGUGCACACGAGAGAGGUGGAGGAUCACACGGGUUUGGGUCUGCAAGAUCUAGCGGCGGGGUUGAUACGAACCCCGCUUCCGCCAUUGACGACCUUCCUCGAUGAUCCGCUCAGAGUGCUUCGAUGCGUACGUUUCUCGAGUCGAUUCGCGUACCAAUUGCAUCCUUCCAUCAUCCGCUGCCUCACGGGAACCAGCACGACCGGCGCCUCACUCGACGACACGGACGCAAGCAGCACUCAGAUUGCCAGCAGCGACGACCCGAGGGUCUCAGCACGAGACAGUCAGGGUGUCGAGAGUGGGAGGAACCAGCUUCGUGAUGCGCUCGUCAGCAAAGUCUCCAGGGAGCGUUUUGGCAUCGAGGUGGACAAGAUGAUCAAGGGUCCGCAUCCAUUGUUGGCGCUGUUCCUGCUGCAUCGUUUGGAGCUAUUCCCGCUUGUAUUCCACCCGCCGCCAGGCGCAGGGAAGCUCCAUGUGGCAUCUUCCGGUGCUGCAAAGCCCAAAGUCGGGGAACCCGAACCGGAUUCGGUGGCGCUCAACGCCGCUCGCUUGCUCGACGCAAUGAUGCACGUCAAGGCACUCGUAGACGGCUCGCCUGUCAACCAGUCGGUUCCCAUGGACACCCUCUCGAUCGGAGACGUCGUCCAUACUGCACCCAGAUCUGACCUGUCCCGGGCAUUUUCGGCGGUGCCAACAUCGCCCAUCCCACGAGCAGUCUUCGAAGCGCUCCCCUACGACUUGCUGUACAGCUGGUCCAGCUCCUCCCUCACAGCCGAAGAACGCCGUCGACUUUGGAUCUCGGUCUCCCUGCUUCCUUUGCGGCACCUUAUGUACGAGGAGAAGAAGAACAAGCACGCGUGGGCCGGCGAGAGCGUUAUCGCAAAUGGCCUCAAGAUGGGCACGAAGACGCUGAAAGAACCUGUUGCAUCUCUGCAUCGGUGUCUGGAGCUUCUCCCUCUGGGGCGAAGGGUGCUUUCCCAAGGACAGACGGGUGAGGAGAGUGAGACACUGGAUCGUCUGCUCAACCUACCGCCCGGGCUCAGCGUUAAAUCUCGACUCGGACUACUACUGCGCAGUCCGCACGUGACAAACGGUCUUCUUUCGCUGCGACCGCAACCCGCGCUGCUGCUCUCGUUCAUCAGCGAGCUGCUGGAUCUGUGGCGCCAGUCCGAAUUCGAUCCCGACACAUCGACGCUGGCACCGUUGCAAGAGCAAGCGGUGCAGCUCGCUCAGGACUAUAGCCGUUUCUGGCAGCUCAUCCAGCAGUGGUCGCUGGUGGAGCGCGCGGAGGAGAAGAUCGUCCUGGAUGGCAACGCUGUGACGGCGUGCUUGGGUUGCCAUCCGCGUUUAAUUUCCCAGAUCCAGGUGUUCGUACUGGCUUGGCAGUAUGAUCAGGACUCGAUCGGGUGGGGUGCGGAAGAGGAGUGUGCGAGGUGGUUGAAGAGUGAGUGGGAGAAGGGUGGGUUGGUGUCUUUUGAGCAGAGGCCCGCGCCGAUCCCGGUCAAGGGGGACAAGGGGAAGAAGGCCGAGAAGAAGAAAGAGCCUGCGAAUGUUCAGGUGGAAAAGGAAGGAGAGGGGGAGCGGAGGAAGAGGCAGAAGAGCGAGUAA